ACCUGACGAGGUCACCGGUGACCUGCUUGGCGCUAUUAAGCGAAAAUAUUAAAAACCGUUACGAAGGCGCCGGAGUGUCCGCAACCCCGGUCACCCGCUCCCCGCAGUCGUUUGCCUACACUGGAGGUGCGCGCACGUCGCUUUAGAUAAGGUUUAUAUUGUCAGUUUUCUUUCGUUAUUUCGUUAUACCCAAUACUUGUGAAAUAUGGAUAUUGAAACUUCAGAUUUGGAAGAUUUUACCCAAGAAGAUUUACGUGACAUCGAUUUACUUGAAGCUAGUAUUUUUGAAAAGAUAAGACGGGAUUGGGAUUUGAAUGAAAGACAAGAUACAGAUAGCGAAGAGGUUAUUCAUGUUCCGAGAAAGCGCAGACGUAUUUUUAUUACAAGUGAUUCUGAGUCAGAAUGCGAUCCCGUGGAAAAGUUCGUUACAGAAAACAUACCUAGUUUGAGUGGAAGUACAUCACAAAAAUGGGUUGAGCCAAAGGGGCACCAACCAUCUGUUAUCGCCUUUACAGAGCCAACAGGAAUGAAGGAACCAUAUGCUAGUCAACUGCGAAAUGCAGCCCAAGGCCAAUAUUUCAGCCUUAUGGUACCAGAUGAUAUCUUUGAAGAAAUCGCAGUUCAAACGAAUUUGUUUGCAGAACAACGACAAAGAAGUGUAAAACCUUCGUCACGCUCGCAUAAGUGGAAACCAACUACAAAAGAUGAAGUAAAAAGAUUCUUUGGCUUAAUAUUGUACAUGGGUCUUGUGAAGUUACCAAAAAUCAGUCUUUAUUGGAGUACAGACCGUGUUUACAGGCAACAUUUUCCUCCAACUGUCAUGAGCCGAAACAGAUUUGAAAUAUUAUUGCAGAAUUUGCACUUUACAAAUAACGAAACAGCUGAUACUAAAGAUAGAAUUUGUAAAAUACGACCUCUCAUCGACAAAUUAAACGAGAACUUUAAAAAACACUAUGGGCCUAAGGAAGACGUAUGUGUCGAUGAAACGCAGGUCCCAUUCAGAGGCCGUAUAAUCUUUAGGCAAUAUAAUAAGAGCAAAAGACACAAGUAUGGAAUGAAACUUUUUAAACUAUGUACAAUACCAGGCUAUACAUGCAAAUUGCAAUUGUAUGCAGGUAAAAAUAAUGAGAUACUAAAUACCUCACCGACAAAAGUUGUGAUGUCUUUAUGUGAUCACAUAUUAAGUUUGGGACAUACUGUUGCAACAGAUAAUUGGUAUACUAGUUUAGAGCUAGCAAACCAACUUCUUGACAAGGAUACUCAUUUGGUCGGAACCCUGAGGAAAAAUAGGAAAGGUUUGCCCAAAGCAGUGGUUGAGGCUAAAUUAAAACCAGGUGAAUCUAUUGCAAUGGAAAAUGAACGUGGCAUAUGUGUACUUAAAUGGAAAGACAAACGGGAUGUGUUGAUGCUAUCGACAAAGCACUCAAAAGGGUUCUCUAAGGUUAUUAAAAAGGGCAGGACGAUUCGAAAACCAAGAAUGAUAAUAGCCUACAAUAAAGCAAAAGGAGCAGUCGAUAUGAGUGACCAGAUGACUGCAUAUUCGUCGCCAUUAAGAAAAACAGUAAAAUGGUACAAGAAAUUAGGAAUCGAAGUUAUUUUAAAUACAGCUGUUGUAAAUGGAUGGAUCAUGUACACUGAAAAUAAAAAAGUGAAUGAAAGUAUAGUAGAGUACAGAAGGCAGUUAGUGGAGUAUCUGGUAGAUUCAGGAAUGGAUAAUGAAAAACUUGAACAUACUGAAAGACCAAAACGACUGAAGCACCAAUUGGAAAAGCGAGAGGGCAAUGUUAGAAACACAAGACGUUUCUGUUCAGUAUGCUACAAAAAAAACACUGCAAUGCUUGGUUAUAAAGUUGCCAAAAAUAAAACAAAGAAAGUUGCAACAUACUGCAAAGAGUGUCCAAAUGAACCAUACUUUUGUUUGACCUGUUUUAAUAAGUUCCAUCGCUAUGUUUAA
This is a messenger RNA of Amyelois transitella, 1954 nucleotides long. RefSeq names its product piggyBac transposable element-derived protein 4-like. The record is from RefSeq and is a predicted model, not a curated record. Lineage: Eukaryota; Metazoa; Arthropoda; Insecta; Lepidoptera; Pyralidae. The coding region runs from base 206 to 1954 and encodes 582 amino acids. The transcript has 2 exons.